Molecule: messenger RNA, 1084 nt
Organism: Galendromus occidentalis (western predatory mite)
Lineage: Eukaryota; Metazoa; Arthropoda; Arachnida; Mesostigmata; Phytoseiidae
Product: ketosamine-3-kinase
Exons: 6
Coding region: 1-927 (308 amino acids)
Source: RefSeq, a predicted model, not a curated record
AUGAUAUUCGGCGGGAUGCGCGUUCCCACAGGAUCCGCCGAUAAAAAAAUCCUCAACACCAAGAGAUUCACACCAACUGGCCAGUGCGGGGGCGGCUGUAUCAAUCAGGGAGAAACCUACGAUACCGAUAAUGGUCAAGUAUUCGUCAAAUCCAACUUCAAGGACGGCGCGAAACAGAUGUUCGAAGGAGAAUUCGCCUCCUUAGAAGCUAUCCGCGCCACCGGUGCUGUCCGCGUACCGAAACCCUUGCACGUGGUGGUAUCAGAGACCGGCCAUGGUGCAGCCUUGGUAAUGGAGGCUCUCGACAUGGUCUCUUGGGAGAGGAACCCAUAUGACCUCGGUCGUCAACUUGCCAACCUCCAUCGACACAAUCAGAUUUUAAUCGAAAAAAAUGACCCCUCGGCGGUCCGACGCUUCGGUUUCCAUAUAACAACGUGCUGCGGAUUUUUGCCAUUGGAUAACACUUGGAAAGACGAUUGGAUAGACUUCUACGUUAAUAAUAGAAUCGAACCUCAGAUCAAGUUGUUGGAAAACAAAGGCGAAGACACAGGAAUCCGGGAGAUAUGGGCGAGAGCGAUUGAUGACUUGCCCCGUCUCUUCGAAAAUGUAUCGGUAAUUCCGUCGCUUCUCCACGGCGACCUCUGGUCCGGGAACACAGCAGAGGUGGAGGGAGAGCUUGUCAUUUUCGAUCCGGGGAGUUUUUAUGGACACUCGGAAUUCGAUUUCGGUAUAAUCAAAAUGUUCGGCGGCUUCAAUCACAGCUUUUACGAUGGAUACCGGAAAGUUAUACCAGAGGAAGAAGGAUUCGACGGGAGGUGUGAUCUCUACGAGUUAUUCCAUCAGUUGAACCAUUGGAAUCAUUUUGGAUCCGGAUAUAAGCGAUCAUCUAUAGAGUUGCUGAGAAGAUUAUCCGAUCAGGAUGUCUGAUCCGCUGAGAAUGAUCAUUGAACAAAGGAAUCGGGACACAUGUUUGUCUCAUACGUCCCGAUGCCAAUCAAUGCGCCGCCGGCUCCGUGGAGCGUGUCGCAUUUCACUUCACGGUUGCCUCAAAUCGCCUCCAUCAGGAACACAGCUUGAAGGAUUU